CUCGUGGAGUUCUACGCGCCGUGGUGCGGGCACUGCCGGCAGAUGAAACCGAUCUGGGAGCGCCUCGCGAGCGAGCUGAGGGGGUUCGUCAAGGUGGGCGCGGUGAACUGCGAGACGCAAAAGAGCGUCUGCGGGAUGGAAGGCGUCGAGUCGUACCCGACGAUCAAGAUGAAGAAGGGCGGC
This is a messenger RNA of Micromonas pusilla CCMP1545, 183 nucleotides long. RefSeq lists its product as uncharacterized. Lineage: Eukaryota; Viridiplantae; Chlorophyta; Mamiellophyceae; Mamiellales; Mamiellaceae. The transcript has a single exon. Gene Ontology annotation, biological process: response to endoplasmic reticulum stress. The record is from RefSeq and is a predicted model, not a curated record. Gene Ontology annotation, cellular component: endoplasmic reticulum lumen. The annotation marks the transcript as partial. Gene Ontology annotation, molecular function: protein-disulfide reductase activity.